Pygocentrus nattereri (red-bellied piranha) is the source of this 2083-nucleotide messenger RNA. RefSeq names its product pentatricopeptide repeat domain 2 (gene ptcd2). NCBI's taxonomy places the organism in Eukaryota, Metazoa, Chordata, Actinopteri, Characiformes, Serrasalmidae. The transcript has 10 exons. The coding region runs from base 2 to 1156 and encodes 384 amino acids. Gene Ontology annotation, cellular component: mitochondrion. The record is from RefSeq and is a predicted model, not a curated record. Gene Ontology annotation, biological process: regulation of mRNA processing; multicellular organism development; mitochondrion organization. Gene Ontology annotation, molecular function: RNA binding; protein binding.
CAUGGCGCUGCGAGGGUUGAGUUGCUGUGCUCGGUUUGUGCUUCAUCACCGUGAGCGUGCUGUAUUUCGCGGGGCAGUGCAGUCGGGCUGUUUUGAAGGCAGAGGUGGAGCCAAACGGCAUCUCCUGUCAGAGGAUGUGGUGAAGCUCCAAGAUUUUCAGCAGAGGAAGCUCGCCGUGGCCCAUCAGGUGUCUGGACCAAAAAGUCAUUAUUUUGAUACCCUAAAUCAGAAAAUGGAAAGGAAUGAGCUGAUUCUGAAGGAUGAACUGAAGCUGCUUCUGCAUCUCUGUCACACGCCUGAGGAUAUGGUUACAGCCAGAAAUGCAAUCUAUAGAUACCAUGAAGAAAAUCGUAAUGUAGCAUUUGGAGAUUUCAGGUUUGGACCUUUGUUCAUGCGGCUCUGCUACGAGCUGGGUCUGGAGGAUAUGGCAGUCUCUACACUAACUGAUCGGACACUAAAAGGAUUCUUUUCAGAUGGUACAUCUUUUAACAUUGCCAUAGACAUGCUUUUCACGAAAGAGUGCUAUGAGGGUGCACUGGAGGUGGUGGGGGACAUGAAAAACCAAGGCGUACCUUUCAACAAGGACACUUUCACACUGGCGUUCGCUACCUGCUACAAACUAAACACCCCUAAGUCAUAUCGUAUCUGCUUGGCCCUGAUGGAAGAAGGCCAGACCAAAGGCAUUCUAAUCCCCAGACAUGCCUAUUGCUGUGCAGUUGCUCUCGCUCUUAAACAAAAUGACACUGAGCAAGCGCAGAGUAUCUACUCUCAAAUCAUGAGCAUAGACAGCAGACUAUGCCAGAACCUCAGGGUGCUGAUGUUGGUUAAGACAGGAUCGAUUAAGGAUGCAGUUGAAGCUCUCACGACAGCCCUGCUGUCCAAGAGUUCAGUGUUUGUAAGGAAACCAGAGUUCUCCCAAGAAGUGGUAGAUGUGUUAAGAGAGAGAAGUUUAGAUGGGCCCUGGGAGCUGCAGGUGGAGCAGGUAGUGCAGCAGCUGCAGCAGGCGGGUCAGGUGACUGCGCAGAGCCUGGAUGACUUGCUGUGCCAAACCCCCUCAGGGAAGAGGAGACCUCAUGGUAUUCUGGAGGAGGGCAGGAAAAGGGGCCACAGCCGAAGGACUAUGAGACCUCUACGGUCCACCCUGCUGUCAGAGUGAAGGAACAAAUGCGCUGGGAUGGUCAUGGCCACAGCUGAAAUCCACAGUUAUCACGCAGACCAUGCCUGGGCUUAAAGGAAGAGCUUGGCAAAAAAUCAAAUGUACACAAUUUUCCCCACUUACGCCAGGUGCAGUUGAUCAGCCAAGACAUGUUUGAUAUCCAAACUAUUUUUAUUUUAACACUUGAUCAACGAGUCAAACAUUACUAACAAGUGCUAGCAAAUAGCCAAAACUUUUCUGUAAAUAUAUCCCCAAAUAUCUCUCAACCUACUUAAAGAAUUAAAGGGGAACUUUAGAAUUUAAAUGGUUAAGAUAUAAACAGUCAUUCAGAGUGAUUUGAAAUGGAAUGCUCCAUUCUGGACAAAUUUACAGAGGCAGAAUUGUUCUCAGAGGUGGUGAAAGGAACCAGGCAUCUGUAAAGUUACAGACAUCUGGCUGAUCGACUUCAUCUGGGGCAAGUGGGGAAAAUAAACAUUUUUUUGCUGAACUAUCCCUUGAAGAUUCCAGUUAAUAAUGGAAGCAUGAGAGGUGGCCGCGACCUUCCAGAUGAUGGUACGUCCAGACAAUAGUGGAGUUAUUGGAUUCAGGCCAUUUUGUUAGUCGGCUUUGUCAAAACAGGACUUGUGAACAGCAAGUUGAAGUGAUCCUCAAAUUGAGGGCAUGUCUGUAAUAUCCAGUUUGUGGCCUCAUAGGCUGUUAUCAAUAUGGCAUUUCUGAGAUUGCAUUCAAAGAGCUCUUUUUAGGUUUAUACAUGGACAAGACCAGUAAAAGGAGUUUUUCACCUGCUGGAGAAUAAAUUCAUCUGACUGAAGAUAACACUCAAUUUAACAGAGCUAUCUUUUUUUCUUUGGAUCUUCUGAAAGAGACAAUCAUCUGAUAAAGAAAGAUUAUUAAAUUAUUACAAACUAAAUAAACAUGUAAAACCUC